Messenger RNA from Aspergillus ibericus CBS 121593, 1101 nucleotides. RefSeq lists its product as uncharacterized. The record is from RefSeq and is a predicted model, not a curated record. The transcript has 3 exons. NCBI's taxonomy places the organism in Eukaryota, Fungi, Ascomycota, Eurotiomycetes, Eurotiales, Aspergillaceae. The coding region runs from base 82 to 1101 and encodes 339 amino acids.
CCUCGAGCACCGGUUCAUGCACCCCAGUUCGAUCUUGGAUGCUUGACGUGUCUAUUCCUGCCAGGAUACUCGUUAUUCAAGAUGCCUCUUCACCUCCUCGGCAAGAAAUCAUGGAACGUCUACAACCAAGAGAACAUCGAGCGCGUCCGGCGCGACGAAGCCCAGGCCAAAGCCCGAGAGGAGGAGGAAGAGCGUCGUAUGCAGGAGAUUGAUGCUGAACGAAGAAUUCAAAUCCUCCGCGGUGAAAGGCCUUCGACUCCACCUCCACCGCCCUCAGCGUCGUCCGUCUCCCAACCAGAUAGGAAAGCUUAUACCGAUGAUACAGGACGAUCGAGAAAAAGAAGACGUCUAGCAGGAGAAAACGACACCGAUAGAGAUAUCAGGGUUGCGCGGGAAGAUGCACAGUCGGCACUGGUCAGGCGGGAACAACAUGCUCCCGCUCGUUCGAGCGAUGCGCCACUUCACGAUAGUACUGGUCACAUUGAUUUGUUUCCUUCAGAGGCGAAGCGCAAGCCCGUAGAAAAGAAUGCAGAAGCAGAGAAAGAAGCUGCAGAAACGCGGCGAGGAUACGAAGAUCAAUACACAAUGCGAUUUUCUAAUGCGGCGGGGUUUCGACAAUCCGUGGGCCAGGCCCCUUGGUACUCGAUCUCGCAGCGUGAAGGUAUAGAUCCUGAAUCUGUGCCCAGCAAAGAUGCCUGGGGAAAUGAGGAUCCUCUAAGGAGGGAGAGGGAGAAGGCUCGCAUGGACGCCAAUGAUCCGCUUGCGGCCAUGAAAAAAGGUGUCCGUCAGUUGAAGGCGGUUGAACAGGAAAGGAAACGUUGGAAUGAUGAACGGAGUCGAGAGCUCGAAGCUCUAAAAAGGGCCGAAAAUCGCCGGUCUUCUCACCGCAGCAGGAGGACUUCAGGCUUGACUCUUCCCCAAAUAGACGCCGAGACGACAAAGAUCGGAGAUCUCAUCGGCAUCAUCGGUCUCGCAGAGAUAGAAGUCGAGAUCGUUCGCGUCGACGAACCUCUCAUUCUGAUUCGCGUUCCCAUCGUUCUCACCACGAUCGUCAUGACCGACGUGGGGAUACCGGACGCCAUGAUGAGGAGCAGAGAUUGA